Molecule: messenger RNA, 720 nt
Organism: Magnusiomyces paraingens
Lineage: Eukaryota; Fungi; Ascomycota; Dipodascomycetes; Dipodascales; Dipodascaceae
Product: mitochondrial 54S ribosomal protein mL59
Exons: 1
Coding region: 1-720 (239 amino acids)
Cellular component (GO): mitochondrial large ribosomal subunit
Molecular function (GO): structural constituent of ribosome
Source: RefSeq, a predicted model, not a curated record
AUGCGCAUCUCCAGAACCUUGCUCCACGAGGCUCAUGAGGCCGCUAGUGUCUUUGUUGCACCACGGCUGCGUGAUCGUCGUCUUGCUUCCGAAAUCAAGGAAGCUGCUGCCUUUAUUUCCGCCGAGCGCGUUCGCUACAAUGAAGCCCUGACCCAAUACAAUGCUCAAGUCGAACAACAAAAGUCCACCGAAACCCCAGAGUCAACCGAGACUUCUACCAUCACUCCCCCCGUGGCCACUGUCCCCUUAACAGGCAACGCGCUUUUUGCCACAAUCCCUGCUCCUCUCGCCAACUUUUUCCGCAAGUACCCCCCUGCUCCAUUCCGCCAGUACAGCAAGACACCAACAUCUAUCGAUGAUCCUACAGCAAACCCCUUUUUGGCCAACACCAACCCCAUCACUGGUCGCAUCCAGGAUUCUGUCUACUCUCUGCGUCGCCAAAGUGAUUUGUAUAAGGCCGCAUACCGCUACGGUAUUGCACACUUGCUGCCGCCGCUGCAAAACGGCAAGACCUUUUACGAGGAGAAGUAUGAAACAAAGGUCCCCGUCAGAGGUGCUUCUCGCUUCAAGCUGUCGAUUGCCGAGCGCAAGGCACCUGCUAGAAAACAGGAAAUGGCAGAGGCAAUUGCCAAGGCCGACGAGGUCAUUGCAAAGUCUCGUGGUGCCAAGUGGAGACGCAAAUUGGAGCAGAAAAACAAGAAGCCCUUGCCAUGGUUUUAA